Molecule: messenger RNA, 4294 nt
Organism: Solenopsis invicta (red fire ant)
Lineage: Eukaryota; Metazoa; Arthropoda; Insecta; Hymenoptera; Formicidae
Product: tubulin polyglutamylase TTLL13
Exons: 14
Coding region: 835-3246 (803 amino acids)
Biological process (GO): microtubule cytoskeleton organization; protein polyglutamylation
Cellular component (GO): cilium
Molecular function (GO): tubulin binding; tubulin-glutamic acid ligase activity
Source: RefSeq, a predicted model, not a curated record
AAGAAAGCGAACGUAAGUGCGCCGGGGGUUCAAUCUGCGCGAGGGGCGCACCAACCUAUUUAAAGUUUCUCGUGUCGUGAUCACUUCCGUAACUGUACAAUUUCUAAAUAUGGUCGUCGGGCUGUAAUUAAAGCACCAAACUAACUACCGAGAUACCUUACAUGUCGACCAUGCCGCAGUAGUCGCGUAAAGCUAGACGUCGGUGACGCGUGUCUCUCCCAGUCGCAGUACGAUCUAUAUCGGCCGCACAGGUCUCCAUUCGCGACAGCAUUUAACCGUCGCCAAAAUUAAAACAGGAAAAUUGACAGGUACGCUUAUCAAUACAAUAAUAGCUUCCGCAUAAGCUUAACACAUUUCGUAAAUUUGAAUAAAAAAUUUUCUUAAAAGAACUAAAGGAAUAUGCCGCUAUAUAUUUUUUUCAAUAUUUAGUAAUUGUUACAAUUAUUUAUGACGAAUAAAAAACAUCUCAACAUUCAAAUUAAAAAUCUAAAAAGGAAUGAUAUCUAUAUAAAUUUGAAUAUUUAAAUGCAAACUCGAGCACUGCCGAGACAUCUAUAAUACGACACCUCAAUUUUAAAAAGCUAAAAGCAGAUAUUUUGACGACGAUGAACGACAAGUGAUGACAAGCUUGUGAAAACUUUUGUCAAAAAACACGUCAAUUUGAUUUGAAUUACCAAGAAGAAAAUCUCAACGACAACGUAUCGAUUAAUACGAUUUAUCGCGCCUACGCGGCAAAUGCAGAUGCGAGAGAGGGAUUGAGUUAGAAUCGAGUUUGACGCGGAAUUGUCUGACAGCGCGAUUAAAAUAAUCGAAUAAUGGAAAGCAGCAGCUGUCAUGAUCGUCGUAGAGUACAGCGAUAAGCAUCCGCUGGUGACAUCGCGCGAUUCUAAAAACGGUAAUUCCAGAGACGGGAACGUGACAGACGGCGAAAGCGUCGGCGGGUCCGACACCAGCCUCGAGGAACGAUCCUGCAAGACCGCAUUUGAAAAUCGGAAACACGCCAACCCCGACGACUCCUCGGACGUCUUACCGCUUGCAAACGACAGAAUAGCUGUUGCCAAGCAUGAUUCCGAACAGCAUCAUUGGAAGAUUACCACAGACAAGGACAUUAACACAGGCGCGUUACGCGAGGGAAGCGAUUCGGAGCGGCGCAAGAAGGACGUGGAAAAUACGUCGAAGAACAGAAAGAAGAGAAAGCGGAGAUUUUUAACCAUCUGCGCGGCGAACUGCAAGUACGACGUGGUUAGGCGCGUGGCCGCGCGAUUCGGGAUGCGGGAAGUUACGGAGGACAGCAGCUGGGAUAUUUAUUGGACCGACAUGAGCAUCAGCGUAGAGCGCGCCAAGGAUAUGAAAAGGUACCAGAGGGUCAAUCACUUUCCCGGGAUGACGGAGAUAUGCAGGAAGGAUCUGCUCGCUCGUAAUCUCAACCGCAUGCAGAAGCUGUUCCCGAAGGACUACAACUUUUUCCCGAAAACUUGGUGCUUUCCCGCGGACCACGGCGACGCGACGGCUUAUGCCAAGACGCGGAGGUCAAGAACCUUCAUUAUCAAACCGGACACGGGCUGCCAAGGACGCGGCAUUUAUCUAACGAAACAUUUAAAGGACAUCAAACCGAGCGAACGUUUCAUCUGUCAAGUGUACAUCGCAAGGCCCUUCUUAAUAGACGGAUACAAAUUUGAUCUACGUAUUUACGCACUAAUUACGUCAUGCGACCCUCUCAGGAUCUAUGUGUACAACGAAGGGCUCGCGAGAUUUGCAACGAGCAAGUACAAGGAGCCGACCGGUUACAACAUUUCCAACAUGUACAUGCACUUGACGAAUUAUUCCGUUAACAAGCACAGCCGAAUGUACGUCACCGACGACGAGAUUGGUAGCAAGAGGAAAAUAUCAACGUUGAAGAAAUGGUUAAACGCGAGAAACGUCGAUGUGGAUGAACUGUGGAGCAAGAUUGAUGAAAUUAUAAUUAAAACUGUAAUCGCCGCGCAUCCCGUGUUGAAACAUAGUUAUCACGCGUGCUUCUCGAUGCACAAUAAGACUUGCGCGUGCUUCGAGCUAUUGGGAUUUGACAUUUUGCUCGACUGGAAGCUCAAGCCGUAUCUCCUCGAGGUAAAUCACUCGCCAAGCUUUCACACAGAUGCACAGAUAGAUAAAGACGUAAAGGAAGGAUUGCUGAUGGACACCUUCGAUAUAUUAAAUCUGCAACAGUUUGACAAGAAGAAAAUAAUAGAGGAAGACAAGAAGCGUAUCAAAGAGCGACUUCUUCAAGGUUUAAAUGGGAAGGAUUUCAGUCAAAUUAACGAUACGGCAGCUUCGAUGAAAUCCGAGGGGAACGAGAACAAUUAUAUGCAAAGGCAAUUUCAGUGGGAAGACGAUCACAUGGGCAAUUUUCGAAGAAUUUAUUCGUGCUUCGACGAGGAUAAAUAUCAGCCUUUCUUUACGCAGAACGCGCUUUCCGUUUUCCAAGAUACGGUAGCGUCAAGAGCGCGAGAAGAAGCGUCGAGAAUAGAGAGAGAAGGGAACGAGCUAAAAGCAAAGGAGGAAGAACGCAAACGAGUAGUCGGGAAAUGCAGUGAGCCAAAGUUGGGUUCUGAAAGUUCAAACGUAUCAAAAAAAUUACAAGAGAAGAGCAAAUCCGCAGGCGUGUUAAGGAAAAACAUCAAUAAACAGGAUGCACAGGGAUCUUCCACCCUGUACUCCUUCGAGCCUGAAAUCAUAUCAGAGUCCGAGGAGAGGGAACGAAUAGCGGCUUUGGUGCAGAGAGAUUUUCUCAUCAAGAGCUACGGCAUGCUCGAACAGAUAUACGUGGCGAUGAAGAAGAACGGCAUGUUACGACCCGCCGACGAGAGAAAGUACGGAUUGUAUGGCAGGCUGGGAUUACACGCGAACACGAACCACGGUACAUGCUUCUCCUCGCACAAGCCCCAUCAUCUUCAAAACGGCCAUCUGGACGCUACGCAAACAGCCGCGAACCAAUACCCGCGAUGUUCCCUGAGAGGGACUGAACACAAAUCGGCGAACAAUCAGCGUGAAUCCAAGAAUUUAAGCAAAAACCUGUGGAUAACGUGCAACGAGGCGCUUGUUUAUGUUCGUCCGAAAAUACCGCAAAAACUGUGGACGGAGGAAAUGAACUCUAAUAGUCACAUGGGACGCGUAACGAAAACACACGUCGCUAGAACAUUGUCGAACACUGUGCGGCUGCACACGCUCGAGAGAAGAGAAUCUUCUCAUUCGGCGAAAUCUAAGUAAGCUGCACAUCUACGUUUCUAUCUCUAGUUGACGUCGCACCUCAACAUUGAGGACAAAAUAGGCUGUCUUGUCUGUCUGGGAUAAGAAAAAGCAAGAAAACAUAAUAAAGGAAUUAUUUUUUCGAAAGAUAUUAAAACAGUCGAUUAAUAUAAAAUUGGUAAAGAGAAAAUUUCGACGCUACUACAAAGACCUUGCGAUGUCGUGCUAUUGACGUUGCUGAUAUCGAGCAGAAAUGAAGAUUAGUAACAAUAAGAUUCGUAAUAUUGAGAAAUAUACAAUUUCACAUUAAAUAUAUUACAUAUAAUUCUCACAAAUUAAUAAUUGCUUAGCUGCGUUAAAAAUAACUAUUGAUUAAGUAAAUUCUUAUUCCGAUGAGAAUACUAGCGCGAGUCGAGACGAAAUAAAAUGAGCCUUAUCCAACAUCCGGGAAAUGAAUGAACCUCGGGACGCGUCUCGGUGCGUGAGCGGAUGCUGUUUCAAGGUAGAGAACAGUAAUAUAUAAAAAUUAACAAUGUAUCGACUUGUUAUUUAAAGUGCCAUAUAAAUAUGUACAAUAGAUGUAUAAGUGAACAUGUACACGUCACAUAAGAGUGGGAAUUAGGUACGCGCCGGGUGCGUAUGUAAAAUGGUCAUAUACAUACGUAGAUGCCAGUCUAUAAUAUGUAUAACAAUUUUUAUUGCUGAUAUAUAUUCUAUAUUCACAUGAUAAAAAAUAUUAAAAAAUAAUCUAUGAACAAUUUGUCGCGUGCUGGUUUUUGCCCCGUUCAUGAUAUUGCGUCCACGUCGUUUCGUCGCAGCGUUUCACUGUCGCUCUCUUCAGCUUCUCUUUCCUCCUGCUAUUUUUUUUUUUUCCAUCGUCUUCACGUUUCAUCGUUUUCACGUGUCGCAAUCGGUAAACCGAGCCUGUGGUAGACGCGCGUUUCAAGAGUGUGUUACGACAUAAUCGAGAAUUCAAAGUUCUUUCAAAGUUUCAAAGUCGGAAUAACAAUAAUUCGCAAUUUUAUACAAAAUAAUGUGUAUGUGUAUGUAUGUGAGUGUGUAUGUAAAA